Tetrahymena thermophila SB210 is the source of this 597-nucleotide messenger RNA. Its product is annotated as chaperone DnaJ. The record is from RefSeq and is a predicted model, not a curated record. Lineage: Eukaryota; Ciliophora; Oligohymenophorea; Hymenostomatida; Tetrahymenidae. Gene Ontology annotation, molecular function: protein-folding chaperone binding; misfolded protein binding. The transcript has a single exon. Gene Ontology annotation, cellular component: endoplasmic reticulum.
AUGAAAAUAAGACUGAUCCACUUGCUGGUUUUCUUUAACGCAGCUGUAUUCAUCUUAGCUAAUUAAAAGAAUCCAUAUAAAGUUUUGGGAUUGCCUACAACAGCAACUGAUGAAUAAAUUCAAAAGAAAUUCAGAGAGUUAUCUAAAAAAUACCAUCCAGACAUAAAUAAAGACCCAAAGGCAGCAGAAGUCUACUCAGAAAUAACUUCUGCCUACGAAAUUUUGUCUAACCCGACUUCAAAAUAAAAAUACUUUGAUGAAGUUGACAGAUAAAAUCAAAGAUCUAAUCAAUUUAAUUUUUAAAAUUGGGGAUACCAAAACUAUGGCUAUCACUAAAAUUCAUAAGUAAAACAAUAAAAUUACAAAAAGAAGUGGAAUGAACUCUUCUAGAAGAGACAUUCUUAGAGCUACUAAAGCUACUAUCAAAAUAAAAAACGUUCAUAUUAGCCUUCAAGUACAUCUAAGUUUGGUUGGAUUAAGGAUAAACUAUCUUCUUUACUAUUUGGAGGUGGAUUCAGCGAUAUUUUGAUUUAUGGAGCUAUAAUAUUUUUAGUAAUUAAGCUUUUUGGCAACUUGGUGCAUGUGCAAAUGAUAUGA